GUGCCGGAAAAGGGGGUUGUUAGAAAAUACGGCUCAGUUAUUUUCCAAAGAUCUAUGGCGUAAGAUAGGAGAAGAAUUGUGGGAGAGCGUUCAGACAGAGCAUAAAGGAGCGAAGGAAUUAACACGCACUUACCGCUCCAUUAAGCUCAUGAUUGAUCAAAUGCAUGCAGAGGCGGAAAUCGCAGCUGCGUCGAAGGGUGCCUUGAGUGAGAGUACGAAAAACUCGGACUUGGGGGAAACGGAUUUAAUCGAGUGGGGCCCCCUCCCUGAUCCAGUGCCCCCCCGUACCUCCCCUGAAAAAACAAAAAUUGCUGCACCAGUGCAUAAGAAGGGGGAGUUUGAUGACUUAAUUAUCCCCUGGGACCCCUCAGAUGAGUUGCCCACGCAACCAUCUGCACCCCCUGAGCCAGAACCUAUGGAGGUACUGCCCGAAAAUGUACCCUUGCCGUCUGACGAACUACAAAAAGAAUCGCCUUAUGCUGAACUUGUGAAAGAACUAAGGCAACAGCGCCACCAAAUGGCAAGGUUAAUGAUAGCUGUGAAAAAUUUAGACAAGGAUGGUGAUACGGGUAAAAAGAAAGAAAUGUAUAAAAAAGCCAUGGAGGCAAUUAAAGAAGGAAUCAAGAAUAUUGAAAGACAGUUGGACCAAAAGGAGAAAUUAGACGCCGGGGGACGAGAAGGCAUCAAGAGGGCAAUUAGACAGGGAGAGCUAACGAUUAAAGAAGGUCAUGAAAAAAUAAAACGCUUGUAUGGAGCAGGGGAAGGAUUAACAGAAAAAGAAAAAAGAGACUUACAGGAUGAUUUAGAUGAAGGAAUGUUAGAGGAUGAGAGGGCAAAGAGGUAUAUCCCUAAAAGAGUAAACGAAUAUAUCCCUACAGAUCAUUCUUUUGACAUGGGGCGGAGAUGGAAAGGAGUUAUCACACAAGCUAAUUUGAAUGGGGAGGUUACUUUAGAACUAUUAAUAUCUGCUCCAGUACGGGUUACACAGAAUGGAGCAGAAUGGACACCUUUAGACUGGAAUUUGGUCUCAAAAUUACAACAAAGUGUUAUGGCCUACGGAGCCACUAAUUCGGCUGUACGAAGACAGAUGACAGCCUUUAUGAAAUACCAGGAGCUUGUUCCUGCCGAUAUUAGAUUGCUUAUGGAAACUCUCCUAGGGGCUACGGCUUUUACAAUGUUUCUGGUAAAGUGGCAGGAACGCUUAGAGCUAAAACAACUAGAGUUUAAGGCUGAAGACUCCAACCUGCUCGAGAUUAAGACUGGAGACUCCAACCUACUAGAAUUUAAGGCUGAAGAUGCCAACCUACUACAGACAGCAACAGAGACAGAGGUUAAUGAGGUGCUGAGGAGUACAAGCCCUGAGAAAAAUGAAGCAUUAGAAGCCCAGCAACAGAUGUCCUUGUUUCAGAACCGUAUCAGAGAGCAAAAUGCACAUUUGGAGAUGCUGCGUGAGAAAGCACAUGACCUGGAAGUACAGCUUGAGUCUUCUCAAAAGAAUGCCAAAGAUAAAGAAAAUACAUUUGCCCAAAUGGAAGAGAAUAUGGAAGAUACAAUUCAACAGCUAUGCGAAAGCACGGAAGAAAAAGAACAAGAUGUUAAAAGUCUCCAAGAUCUAGUGGCAUCAGAAAGGUUGUCUGUAUUACAAUGUGCCCUUUCUGUCCGGGACUCAGAAAUAAGAGAAUUGAAAAAUGAAAUAGCUUUAUGCAAAAUGAAAGAACAACAACAUGUUGAAGAACUGACAAUCAGCCAUGAGAAGGAUAUUUGCAGACAGUUGGAGAACUUGAGGGCUGAGCUGGAGAAGUGCCACAGAAGGGAAAUUGCAGAAGCCAGGCAGGUAUAUGAAGAAGAAAUGGUUUUGAAAUAUAAGAAUGAACUUGAAGAGCUAAAAAGAGAGCUCUGUGCUCUGAAUUCUGAAGAGCAUGUUCAGACUUUGAAUGGCAUAAUAAUUGACUUAAAUAAGAGUCUUCAUGAGUCUGAAGUUAAUAAAGAAUCUUUGAGGAAGAGACUUGAGAACCAACAGGAAGACUUUGAGAGAGAAAAAUCUGAAAUUGAAACUAAAUACAAGGGUUUGAUUGAUGGGCUUAAGUUGCAACUUUCUGAUGCAGAAGAGCAGCUCAAGGAAGCUGAGCAAUAUAAACAAGUAAAACAGUCCUCACGUGGAAAGAUUCAGAAACUGAAUUAUCUCGUCAAGGAAUUAAAUGAGAAGCAACUUUAUGAGGCUAAAGCCACUACAGAUGUAAGGCAAAAGCCUGAUGAAGACAAUGUCUCCAAUAAAAAGGUAAUGACUUUGAGGGAAAACCAGAUUUUACCAGAGAUGAGAGCAGAAUUUGAUGCGAUGUGGAAUGAGCCACACCAGUUGACAGGUGAAGAUGAGCUAGUUCAUGAAGAACUAGAGUUCCAGUAUGGCUUUGGAGUAGGCUCCUCAAGGGAUCCAUUAGCAGAAAUCAAGAAUUCAGAGGUCACAGAGAAUAAUGAAAACGGUGAAGGUGAUGACUCUCUUAAAGUAAUUGAGACAAAAAUUGAGCAACAACAGGUUUAUAGAUAUGACCCUGAAUAUCCAGUUAUGGUUUUGGUUUAUGGAUCACAGCAAUACAGAUCUGCUAUUAUAGCGCAACAAAUUGAAAAACACUUAGCGAUCCUAGAAUGGGUUUUCCCAUCGUAUCAGCCUUCUGCAUCUGUUACCACGCUCCAGGAUUAUAUUGGGUCCCUAUUGUUAAAAGCCAAAGAACGUGUCAGGUUGGUGUUUGGUGUUGAUCCUUCUGUAUUUGUACUACCUUGGAAAACUACUGAUUUAAUCCAAGAAUGGUCAUUAUGUUCUAUGACCUUUGCUCUUGCAGUUAAUGGGGUACAAUUGUCAACACAUUAUCCCUCUCAUCCGCUGUUUCAAACAACCUCUAUUAUAAUGAGAGGGCCUAUUGUGAAACAAAAACCUAUAUCAAAUGCACUUACUGUAUUCACUGAUGCCAGUGGACGUACUGGGAAAUAUGGCUUCGCAUGGCAAGACAAUCAAAAUUGGAAACUAAAGAUAUGGACUGACACAGGACAAUCAGUGCAAAUCUUAGAACUACAAGCCAUUGUUGAAACCUUAAAUUGGUUUUCCUCACAAGCCUUAAAUAUUGUAUCCGAUUCAGCAUAUGCAGUCAGUGUAGUCAAUCGUAUUGACUGUGCAAAAAUAGGUAAAAUUGGAACAUUGGAAAUUGAAGAAUUGGUAAUUCGCCUAAAGGGUAUAAUUCAAGAACGUAAGGAGCCCAUCUGGUGCUGCCACAUGCGAAGUCAUACCAACUUACCUGGUAUCUUUUCCCAGGGUAAUGCUGUAAGAAACGAGAGGACAGCAGACGGUGUCUUAAUAAACUAUUUGUGGAAUCUAGCUAGGGAACUUUUGGAAGAAAAACGAAAUGAAGAUAUUAGGUCUGGCAGCACCUGUGGUUCUGAUGGAACAGGGAAGUAUGAUGUCGCAUAACAUGGAUCAUCGGCAAAACAUGUGGGUAACAUGGGUUAAUGAGAUAGGGCAGGAUUCCUUUUGUUUAUCUAUAGCAACCCCAUCUGAUCCAUUUCGAACAUGUUUGAUUGGAGUCCCUCUGGUAUCUCACAAGACCUUUAUAGAUAUGGCUGACCACUUCUUCCAACACAGGCUGGCCACCUGUGUUGGAACGAGUGUGCAUUUUAGUCAGUAUAAAAGCCCAAGCCUCACGUGAUGUGAGGGAGGCAGAG
Melopsittacus undulatus (budgerigar) is the source of this 3711-nucleotide messenger RNA. RefSeq lists its product as uncharacterized. Gene Ontology annotation, molecular function: RNA stem-loop binding; RNA-DNA hybrid ribonuclease activity. The transcript is spliced from 2 exons. NCBI's taxonomy places the organism in Eukaryota, Metazoa, Chordata, Aves, Psittaciformes, Psittaculidae. The record is from RefSeq and is a predicted model, not a curated record. The coding region runs from base 149 to 3460 and encodes 1103 amino acids. Gene Ontology annotation, biological process: viral process.